Messenger RNA from Babjeviella inositovora NRRL Y-12698, 1258 nucleotides. RefSeq names its product C2H2-type zinc finger protein. Gene Ontology annotation, cellular component: Ste12p-Dig1p-Dig2p complex; nucleus; Tec1p-Ste12p-Dig1p complex. The coding region runs from base 127 to 1062 and encodes 311 amino acids. The record is from RefSeq and is a predicted model, not a curated record. Gene Ontology annotation, molecular function: DNA-binding transcription factor activity. Lineage: Eukaryota; Fungi; Ascomycota; Pichiomycetes; Serinales. The transcript has a single exon. Gene Ontology annotation, biological process: sexual reproduction.
CGCAUGCUGGCCGUUAAUUUUUUUUUGGUCUAAAAAUAUUUGAAUACGUUAUAAAAGCGUCGCAUUCCGCUUCCGAGGUGUCUCGAAAUUGCGGCCAACUACCAAUUGGCCAUUGCACAACAUUUCAUGCUUUGCACUCCUAACACACUCCUGUGUGUUACUCACUUUUCAGCUGCCUCUAAAACCCCCAAUGUAAUCAUCCAGGACUACGACGUGCCGCCACUGGAUACCAGCUUUUACAACGCGUCCUAUGUGCUGAGCGACAGGAUACCAUCGGGUAGGUCCUUUAAAAAGCCUCACUCACCUCCUUUUUCGCCCAAGACUACGUAUUUACAGCUUCCUGCAUAUCCUUCGUCCCCGUACCACCUCUCGUUUGCACUUCCGUCGCCGGUAUCCACCCCCGGCCUGACAGACAGCGAAAGCGAGGAGACUUGUCUGGAAGCUGACAUUCCGGUUCUUACGUACCAGCUGUACCCCUGCUAUCCUGAGUACUCUUUCUUGCCACAUAGAGACCAGUCUUUCCACAUCCACCAAGCCUUCCAGAGUUUGGAAUUAAACUUGACCAACAACAUGAACUCGUCACAGUUUCUCUUACAGCCCUUUGGUUCCCCGGGGCCGGCCUCGAGGCCAGCCUUCAAGUUUAUGAUCAAGUUCCGCUACAAUAAGGCCGCUGAUAAACACAAGGAAGUUGCUGUUUCAAGCUCUUCCAUACGGAAAUGCCACAGUAAGUUUGUCAAGGUUACCUCGCCAUAUUCGGUGCUAUCACGUUUCAAUAUUGACCAAUAUCCGAAAUCAAAGAUUAUUGAGAAGCAGGUUACCCGAGGGCGCAAGGCCCCAUUGAGUCGCGUGGCCAAGACCCCAGAGGAUAUUAUGAACCGCCAACACGAAUGUAAGGUUUGUGGCGGGCGGUUUGGCCGACUGGAGCACUUAAAGAGACACUUCCGCAGCAUUCACACAGAGGAAAAGCCCUACACGUGCCAGCUUUGCCACAAGGGCUUCUCGCGCUCGGACAACUUGGUCCAGCAUGUCAAGGUCCAUGAAGAGGUGGAAAAUUCCAGUUAGCAUUGCUUUUAGGGAUAGAAAGGUUUAACGGUCAAUGAAUUAUGAGAGAAAAGCUAGUAGAGAGCAGUAUAGAUGAGUAAAGCAAAGUAAUAUCUCCUUGAGGCACCGGCUAGAAGAAGCAGAGAGGGUGUAUGCUAAAGCCUUUUUCCGGAAUGUAUACUUGGAAAUUCUAAUCCCCUAGUUAAUAUAUGUUAUG